Chelmon rostratus (copperband butterflyfish) is the source of this 7383-nucleotide messenger RNA. It is a transcript of the gene cbfa2t3, whose product is annotated as CBFA2/RUNX1 partner transcriptional co-repressor 3. Gene Ontology annotation, molecular function: transcription corepressor activity. The record is from RefSeq and is a predicted model, not a curated record. Gene Ontology annotation, biological process: DNA-templated transcription; negative regulation of DNA-templated transcription. The transcript is spliced from 12 exons. Gene Ontology annotation, cellular component: nucleus. NCBI's taxonomy places the organism in Eukaryota, Metazoa, Chordata, Actinopteri, Chaetodontiformes, Chaetodontidae. Bases 1127 to 3136 code for a protein of 669 amino acids.
GUUACUGCGCACAGUGGGCCCGUUCGCUCUACUCAUCAGUGAAGACAAAACACCAGGUCUGAGAAGCAGACACUGUCCAUUGACGGGAGAGGAGAGCUUGAAAUGCGCUCAGCUGACCGCGAUUUUCCUCGGCAGAAGUGAAUCUUGUAUCAGCAGCAUCUGAGGGCAGGUCGGCGGAGGAUCGGCGCGUCGGAGGAGGAGACGGACCGUGCAGAGCAGCGUGGCAGCGGAGUGGCAGACCGUCCGCAGGCUGCACAGAAACUGUUUUUAAAAGGCACAAAAGGAGCCGAAUCGAUCCCACCGGAUGUAUGAGGACUUGUUCCUGACACCGCGGACCGUGGCCGACCUGUGAACUAGAGAAGAGCGCUUUAAAGUUGCCACAGACGGAAUAAUAGACGCACCCUGCAGACAAGAGGAUCCGCAUCUUGGUCGUUUGCGUUUUUCUAUGGGAGACGCGAGGAUUUGUGGACUUCCCCUCUUAGAAACCGGUGAAUAGUUUUGUCUGUUUUGCGCAGAACGAAGCGGGACUGCGAGUAGAAGGGACCGCUUUGUGCGGCUGAAACUGUAUUUUUGUUCUUUUAUUUCUUCUAUCCGGGAUAGUCAAAAUGAGCAGCAGAGCGGAUUUACAUGACUGGGACAAGUUGUGAUUUUUUUUCCGUCACCCUAAACACAAGAAGCUGUUUGCUUUUUAAAAAAGAAAAAAACAACAACAACUGCAAAACCAAAGACAUCAGUGUGCUUAAGGACCAAGAGCCCUGGCUUUGAUUUUAUUUCUUCCUUUUUCGAUAUAACUGAGAAGAGAAAUACCUCAUAAUUUAUUAAACCUGGAAAGUCAAGACCCCUUUUUGAACUCCCAAAGGAAAGUUAAACGUUUUCUUUCGUGAUAGGCGUCUGCCUCUCUUUCCUCUCAAUAUUUCUAAACCAGAACAAAAAAAGGGGGGAUAACACCUGAAUAGUUUCCCGCACUGUCUAGCAAAGGCUUCGCCCCUUUUUUUUAUCCAAAUAAUGAGGAUUGAGACGCUACACGGCCUGUUUUAGAAACUAUUAGGUGUGGAUUAUCACCGCUACAAUUACCUCAGCUUGACCUCGACCUUCACAAAGUAGCAGAGUGCAGAAGGUUGGAACAAUGCCAGAUUCACCUGCGGAUGUGAAAACCCAGCCCAGGUCCACCCCACCCACCAUGCCUCCUCCACCCCCGGCUGUCAGCCAAGCAACCAAUCGCAAUGCUUCAUUCACCCCAACUACCAGUAAAUCAAUGCUGAAUGGGAGCAGCCACUCUCCUACAUCGCUGAACGGUGCUCCGUCCACUCCUAACGGCUUCAGUAAUGGGCCAGCCAUGUCCUCAACGGCCUCGCUUUCCAACCAGCAGCUCCCGCCGGCUUGCGGUGCCCGGCAGCUCUGCAAGCUGAAGCGCUUCCUGACCACGCUGCAGCAGUUUGGCAACGACAUAUCGCCUGAGAUUGGAGAGAGAGUGCGCAGCCUUGUGCUGGGGCUGGUGAACUCCACUCUCACCAUCGAAGAGUUUCACUCCAAACUUCACGAGGCCACCAACUUCCCUCUGAGGCCGUUCGUCAUUCCCUUCCUGAAGGCAAACCUGCCCCUGCUGCAGAGAGAGUUGCUCCACUGUGCCAGGUUGGCCAAGCAGACUCCAGCUCAGUAUCUGGCCCAACACGAGCAGCUUCUCCUGGAUGCCAAUGCCAGCUCGCCGCUCGACUCCUCCGAGAUCAUGCUGGAGAUGAAUGAGCAUGGCAAGAGGAGGACCCCUGACAGGACCAAAGACAGCUCAGACAGAGAUGGGUUGCACCCGGAGCACCUGGCAAAGAGGCCCUGCACCAUCAGCCCCAGCCAACGCUUCAGCCCCAGCACGGGUCUUCCUGCUCACCCGCCUCCCAACGGCCUCCCCACACACCCUCCUAACGGCCUAUCCCACCCACCCAACCCCCAAAUGGGACCCCAGCACUAUCGCUUAGAAGACAUGGCCCUGGCACACCAAUACAGAGACGCUUACAGACAUAAUGAACACCGCGACGCCCGAGACAGGCACCGGCAGACAGCAGUGCAUGGAGCCCGCCAGGAGGAGGUGAUUGACCAUCGUCUUACAGAUCGAGAGUGGGCAGAGGAAUGGAAGCACCUUGAUAAUCUCUUGAACUGCAUCAUGGACAUGGUGGAGAAGACGCGCCGCUCUCUGACUGUGCUGCGCCGAUGCCAGGAGGCCGACCGGGAGGAGAUGAACCACUGGAUCCGGCGCUACAGCGACGUGGAGGAGAUGAAAAAAGGUGGGAGCAACGGACAGCACUGCCUUCCUCCUCCUCCUCCUCUUCCUCCUCCUACUCCUCACCACAACUCCUCCUCCAACACAGCUAGCAGCAGCGAGUCACUGCCCAUAGGAACUUCCUCGGCUGCUGAAAGGCAGACAGGCAGACAGACAGAGAUCCAUAGAGACUUCUUACACAGGCCUCCUUCAGGAUACCUGCCAGAAGAAAUCUGGAGGAAAGCUGGUACCACAAGCAUCCCGCUCUCCCCAGCACUAAAGCACCUCCAAAACAGGCAGGAGGAGGCGGUGAAUGAGGUGAAGCGGCAGGCGAUGUCAGAGCUGCAGAAGGCGGUGUCGGACGCUGAGAGGAAGGCUCACGAGAUGAUUUCAGCCGAACGCUCUAAAAUGGAGAGGGCGCUGGCCGAGGCCAAGAGACAAGCCUCUGAGGAUGCACUAACAGUCAUCAACCAGCAGGAGGACUCCAGUGAAUCUCACCAGAGCUGCUGGAACUGCGGGAGGAAAGCAAGUGAGACGUGCAGCGGCUGCAACACGGCUCGCUACUGCGGCUCCUUCUGCCAACACAAAGACUGGGAGAAGCACCACCACGUCUGUGGUCAGGGCCUGCAGGGGCUGCCGGGGGGCAGCAGCGUCCCUCUAGGCACCCCCUCGUCCACCUCCUCAGCGUCCUCCAAUGCACCCCCCACCCACUCGGAGAGCACUCCUCCAGGACCCCUGUCCCUGGCAGGCCAGAGCAGUAUCGCGGGAGGGGCUGGCAGCGGCAGUGGAAGUGUCUCUGCCAGCCCCAAGGAGAGCAGUUCCAGCAGUGCCUCUCGCUCCACUACUCCAGCUACCCCCGCCCUUCUGGAUGCCACCUCUCGCUGACGUCUGACCCUUUUCCCUUCCCUGCAUACUGAUGCGACAGUGCCCACACUCCACAUAAAACCAAACUGAGGAAUCUUCAUCGCACACUGCUCCCUGUCCUCCUCCCCCACUUACAUCCUUAUUUCCCUCUUAUCCUAAACUCUUCUUUAAAUCUUCUCACUACCUGAUGAUAGACUUGUCACCCCUCGCCCUCCCCCCAAAAAAUUACUUUUUCUGUCUUUGUCUAUUUCACAACAACAGCCACAAAUACAAAGAUUCCAGCCGGGGGUUCAGUGUAGUGGAAAGCAUGAAAAGUAUCUCCUAUCUCUGUGUUCGGUCACAGAAACAUAUCAGAUGUGUUUGCUGAAAACAUGAGCUUUGACUUGAAGGUGUGAUGUGCCCUCAGUAACGGAAGCACGUUCAAUGCUGUCCACGUAAGGACACAAGACAAGGGCUGUGGUGAGGCAACAUCAAUGGGGGGAUGACUAGGAUGAUUAGCACUUGGAUUGGAUUUCCCUUUAAUUUAGCACCAAUGAGAGAACAGUGCCCAGCCCUGACAUGUGCACUACUAGUCCUAACAGUUCACUGAUGUGGCAUUUAUUCUACAGUGUCCGAAUGGAGACACAUAAUAUCUUCUUUCAAAUGGAUGAGGGAAAGGGACGCAAUUAAUUCCUCAGAAACACAGCCUAGUAUUUAUUAAAUGUUUCUUUCUGGCUUUAAGGGAAAAUAAAGAAAAGUCCAAAUAUCCUAAAUAAGAAUAACAGUGAUGAUGCUGAUGCUGAUGAUAACGAUAAUGAUAUAAAAUGAAAAAAAUGAAAAAUGAAAAUAAAUUAAUUUUAAACUGCUAACUACCUUGCUAGCGAGCCAAGAAAAUCUACACCGGACUCACCUCUCUGCACCAUUGUGAACCCAAAUGAAUUCAAAGAUGAAAAACAACAUGAUCCAAACCUUUGUAUUACACUGCCAAAGUGAGUAAGUAAGCGAUAAGGAGAAGCACUCAUCUUAUAACCAAACGCAAAGCAACAUCACCUCCUCAGCAGAUAAGCCAGCCCUGAGAGGACCAGGCUGCAGAGAAGCUGCAGAACGGGAACCAGAGAUAGUCAGACAUUUGAAAAGAAAACAAAAACUGUGACCUGCUUUGAUCUGCGGCUGCCUCCUGCAGUCUGGACGAAACUACAGCGACUCCUCAAUGAUGGCCCAGACUAGUGAAUAUGGACAAUGCUGUGAACUUGCCUACGAGAAAGACUUAAAUGAAAUGGAUGGAAACCCUGCCACAGUGUGAUUUUUUUCUUUGUUUUGCUUUUUUUUUUGUGAAUGGUAACAGAGAGGACAGAGAGAAAAAAAGAGGAAAGGAAAAGCUACACAGCCUCAAAGGAGAUGAAGAUUCAUACAUGGCAACGGAGCUGCCAAAAAACCUCAAAACAAGCUUGAAAACAUUGUCCGAGAAGGCGUUGCAUAUCGCAGAGACGUAUGGGAAGAUGGUUUGUUAGUCCUUUUUUUAAAGCUCCACGACGAGGAGAUAUUUCAAGGAAUAGCUGUUACCUUUACAUUCACUCCCUCCUUUUCCAAAGCAUGAUAAACAGAUGAAAGAGCCUAGUGAAGGGCGGUGUAGACUUGGUUCUCCUCUCUCUUUCUACCUCCCCUCACCCCACACCUCCCUUCUGCGCUCUUCCCCGACUACUUGACUUCAAGUCUGCCCCUAACUGCAGCCUGCUCUGGACGAAGAGCCUCAGGGCGGCCGUGUGGGAGGGGCUCGAACCUGCUUGUAGAUAUUGUUCCUCUUUUCAAAUUUCAAUAAUGUCUCUUGUCGCUGAUGUCCAUAUGUGCUGCCCUUGUGUAUAUCCAGAAAGAUGGACUUUGUUUUCGUUUUGUUCCCUUUUGCUUUUCCUCCUUUGAGUUUGGGCUGAACAGUGAGGUCAGAGCAAGGACUCUCGUUUAUGAGAGGAAGCCCCACAUUUCACUUAUUGUUUGAUUUGUUGUAUCUAUAUUGAUGAGAUGAAACCCCUCUUGUAGAAUAUUUUGUAUUGCUCGCAUUGUGAGACAGUGAGAGGACGGAGGUGCAAUAUGAAGAGAAUUCAGCUACUGAAUGGAACCUCAGCAACUGCCCAUAGGGUGUCAUAUAAUAUAGAUACAUAUAAAUAUAUUUAAAGUAACAUCAGUAACUUAAUGUGAAUGUACAUAGUAUUUAAAGAGGUCCAAAAAUGUGUUUGCCAAAUAACAGAAACCUUUAAAGAUUAAUGUCCACAAUAUGAUUUUCUCACAGUUCAUUUCUUUCUCAAAUUUAUCAAUUUUCCUUCUUGUUUUUCUCGCAUACAAGUUAAACACUUACAAUUUUCACUCAAAUCAAAGUGUCACGUGACCCUGAGUGGAGGAGACUGUUGGGCAGCAGAGGUAAAGUGGCUCCAUACAGGACCACGGUGCAUGUAGCUGAAAGUGGGUAAAAACAGAUGAAGGGUGGAUGGACACUACAGGAUUUCCAGAACAUCCUCUCAGUGAGUUAAUUUUGUUCAUGUUUCACUUUAAUCUUCUUCAUUUGUAUGGGGUGGCACAACUGGGGCUAAAUGACGUUGUUGUCAUGAGUUUCAUUCGCCCCAGACCAGUUUACAUCCUGCAAGAGGGGACUCAAUGGUGUGUAUUGACAGAAAAUACAGUCCAAAUCUUGUCAAUAGUUUGGGGAAAAAAAGUGUUGCCUCAGUUUCAAAUUUAGUUCCUUCACACCAAAUUUAGGAAUUGUCAAAGGAUAUAUCACGUCGAGUGUUCUGUUUCUUACCAACCUUUCGGCUCAAAUGCCACCGUAGUGACCCUCUGUCUUGGUCCUCAUCAACCUGUGUGUGUGUGUGUGUGUGUGUGUGUGUGUGUGUGUGUGGGUGUGUGUGUUUGUGUGUGUGAGUGUGUGUGUGUGAGUGUGUGUGUUUGUGUUUCUCCCCUGAGAUGCAGGACAAACCCUUACUGUAGGAGGAAGUGAUAUGCCAGUGUUAAGCUACAGUAAACCUCAAACCUAAUUUUGAUACCUGAUUUCAGAAAUGUUUCUUUUUUUGGUUUUUCCGAUUAUCGUUUAUUUGUAAAGAUGCAGUCUGAGCAUAAGCUGAAGAUCUGGGACGAAUCUUUAUUUCCAGAGAGAAGCAUUGCCUCUUUGGAGGUUAUUUUCUGUUUUUCAGCCCUUCCCAAAUGCCCCAGCAAUAUGAUCACCUCUGGUACACACAUGUUAAACAGUCUCAAGGCUUUUACUUAAAGCAACAGAUGGCCUCUAGCAGCCAUGCUCACACAGAGCUCUUUAUUGAUCAUUGCAAACCUACAUGAUUGGCCUCAUACAUUCUUGGACCACAUUUAGAAAAAUGCAGCAUCAUUUUUUUUGGACUAUCUGAUACAUCUAAUUCAAAUGGGAUAAGCUACAAGGUACCCCUGCAUCUGUGUGUAGCAUUUACGUGUGUGUUAUUAUUCCCUUGAUAUGGUGUUGACCUCAGCCUUUUUGUGCCCUUUUCCCCAUUGUCUGAUUCCUACUACUACCACAGACCACUCUUCAAAACCCCCCCUCACACAAGCUACCUCCUGUGACCAUACAGCUAACCACCAGGAGAGGUUGACCUGGACUUUGAAAAGCUGGGCUUAGAGCAGACGUGGAAACGCACAUUCAAAAGCAAAACUGAAGUGCUGAAAGGAACUGCCAUUACUCCUGAUGCAGAGGAAUAUUUAUUCUCGCCAGACCUCGCAUUUCUGAUCACAUCCCACCACCCAAACCGAAUUUUUAACACACAUUCAGUCAAACCCACAUGUUAAACAACUGAACACAGAAUCAACCAUGACAUGCCAUUUGUUGUCCAAAACCAAUAAAAGCACAGACCAAAGUACUCCUGCAUUGCCAUAGUCGGCUUUGACACAGUGUGUAUUGACAGACCAGAAAUAAUAUGGUUGGAGCUCCACUACACCAGUUAACCAAAGUGUCUGGAAUACACACAAUCAGGGCACAAGAAUAAAGAGCACGCUCUAUGAACCGGCUGAGUCAAAUGUGUAGAAUUCGUAUUCAAGCAAUCAAAGCGCUUGUUGUCUACAUAUUGAAUCGCGCUUCUGUAAAAAUAAUGGAAGCAUCUCCUUUGGAAAGGCCUACUGAUUGCGUGCUCUUACAGUUACAAAGCCUUGCAGAGAUAAAAUGAAUACAUGGUGGGUGUGUGUGUUUGCAUGUGAAUGGUGUUCUGUGUGUGUGUUUUGGUAAAAAAAAAAAAAAGAUAAAAAAAAAGACAUCAAUUUUUUUCGUGCGUCUGAACAAACUA